Stylophora pistillata is the source of this 3181-nucleotide messenger RNA. RefSeq names its product visual pigment-like receptor peropsin. Gene Ontology annotation, cellular component: membrane. The record is from RefSeq and is a predicted model, not a curated record. Gene Ontology annotation, biological process: G protein-coupled receptor signaling pathway. Lineage: Eukaryota; Metazoa; Cnidaria; Anthozoa; Scleractinia; Pocilloporidae. Gene Ontology annotation, molecular function: G protein-coupled receptor activity.
AGUGUGUGUUCUCGGGUUCGGUUUAAAGUUUUUUGGGCAGUCUUAAACUUUCUGGGAUUCCGCCUGAAAGUUUAAGUCCCUUUGUUGGCUUUAAACUGACCCCAGGAACACAGAGACGUCAAAUUCACGUGAGGCAAGUUUACCCAUGUUUAUCUUGUGUCGUACCUAGACGGAGUAUCCAAAGUAACUUUCGAAGUAUCCCUAUACUUCGUCUCAGCUCUCUGGAAACUCAGAUCGCAUACGAUGUUUGGGCCACCUGUGUAUUUAUUUAUCUAGCUUGUUAAUCGGGCUCCUUUUUUUGUCUUGUUUUGUUUAAAAAAAAAAAACUUGUAUUGAUGGCUGUGGGUGUGAUACCGUGCUGUAUGCCAGCGUUACAGUUCCCUGCUUCAUAUGGUGAACUCGCACGUUUGGAUAUGUUGCACAGCUAUGGAUGUAUUAACAAUACAGUUUUUUGGUUUUUAGAUGGAGCACUGUCAGUGUUCAGAUCCUUAACACUUCCAACUGCUAGCUUUGCUGAAGGUAGAAGUAUUCAGCUCCGUACUUGUAUUUUAUCCCGAAGGACAAAGAAUCGACAGGUUUUUACUGGUCUUGACACCUAUCAGAUCUUGAAAGCUGUCGAAUGAAAGAAGUGUCUGCGCAGGGUUAAGAUGAAUCGCACAUAGUGCCCUGAAUGGUCAAUUGCGCGUGGAUAAGCAGACCUACAAUUCUAAGACAUGAUGAGUCUUCUAACAGAAAGAGGGAUUCCUAGCUUAAAAAAUCGGACUGAGGAUCCACAAGAAGGAGAAGAACUUAGCCAACAGGUCUAUUACGCAAUUGCCAGCGUGUAUGCUCUCCUUGCCGUAAUAGGAUUCAUUUUUAAUACUCUUGUUCUUGUUGCAUUCGCAAAGGACAGCUCCCUUCGUUCCCACUCAAACAUUCUUAUCCUUAGCAUAGCUGUCGGUGACUGGAUACAAGCAGUGGUAGCAUAUCCUUUGGGAAUUGUUGGCAUUUUAACAAAAAGCUGGCAAAGCACGGGAACGUCUUGUGUAUGUUACGGCUUCAUGGUGACAUUUUUAUCUUUCGGCACCAUGCUACACCACGCUACUUUCGCCAUUGAGCGCGCCAUCGUGAUAAAGUUCUCUUUCUCGUUUUCCAUCGUCCAAAAGCUAAAAUACAUCAUCGUUGGACUUUGGUUGUUUUCCUUAAUUUGGAGCACCUUGCCUUUGAUUGGCUGGUCAGGGUAUGCCCCUGAGGGAGGACGCUCGGUUUGCUCGAUUGAUUGGCAAAAUUCUAGUCCAAGUGCUAUUGCCUACAUUUGGUGCAUCUUCGUUCUCUUUUUCAUAGCUCCUUUUACAACCAUGGUUACCGCAUACAGCUCUAUCUACCGCAACGUCAAAAUGAUGACUCGAACUGCGCAUAAUACGUGGGGAGAGAACGCUGCUCCGACUCUAGAAACUGUUUUAGCAGAGUCAAAAACCGCAAGAAUGGCAUGCAUUAUGUCAUUUUGUUUCUUGUUUGCAUGGACACCAUAUGCCGUGGUAUCACUCUACGCGGUCAUACUAGCACCGGAGCCUGUUAUAUCUCCCUUGGUGGCCACCUUACCCGCUCUCUUCGCUAAAACAGCACCGUGGUACAACCCGCUUAUUUACUUCCUGCUGUUUAAGAAAUUCCGCUCCAGUCUCAGAAAGGUGCUCAGUCCAUUUCCAAUAUGCAAGCGGUUUAUCCGACAAGAGUCAAGUGCGGAGAACAUGGAGGUCAUCUCAUCUUUAACAGGAUUUCGUGAUAAAGAGAACACCAGAAGGAAGUAAUUUUUAUUAACACGGAUUCGGGCUGUCGCCACCAUCUAAUGAUAAAGAGAAACAGUACUUUUUGUCUCAACAUUUUGUGAAAAUGAAUAAGCAAGAGAAAUUACCUUCCAGGGACCUUCCAGGGUCACGAAACUUGCGUUCAGUUGUGUUGUCUUUAUUUUGUAAACGAAAGCCUAGCAAUGAUUUACUCUCGGACAAUACCGCCGGGCUUGCUGAUGUAAUGUGCCGUAUGCAAUGUGCCGUAUGCAAUGUGCCGUAUGCAAUGUGCCGUAUACCUCAGAAACCAGGCUGGAUUAAUUCUCUUUUCGACAUGACAAACCUUGGGCAGCACUUUUAUCCUUCUCUUUUCUGUUCAUUUAAAUCGAAUUUGCCAUGCCAAUUCCAAGGUAUUGAGCCGCAAUACCUAAAAUGCAAAAAAAAAAAAAAGGUCUGAAUAUCACCUGAUUAUCUCCCUUCUUAGACCUCUGUUCCCAUGAGGACCGGAGCCGAUAGACGGGUGUCAAGAAAAAGUUGAACUUACUCGUCCAAGAGAUACUUCAGCCAGUUCAGGUUUAUCCCGGAUCGAAUCGUACGUAGCUUUUAUUAUUCUAGAAACAAACAUUCUUCGGAAUAAGAGAUCCAUAUCUUACCCGGAACUAUAGACUGGAGAAGAAAUAAAUAUAUGUUAUAUACCGGGUAGCAGGUCUGUAUGGAUAAAAACUGUGCCCGAUGUAUUAGCCAAGCACCGAACUCACUGAAGACCGAGGGCAUAGUUGUUCCCCAUACGGACCGACCUCAGUAGACUGGAAAGUGACUUAUUUCUUUGUUUCUGCUGGUUUCUUUUAUUCCGCUUUGCUACGAAUGGCGCAAAUAGAAUUUCGUCCAUGGUCCUUAUUAUAAAAAGCUUAAGCGGUUAUGAGCAUGUGCUGAGCCAAUCGGAUUCGUGGCUUUAAGAUUCCGUCCCGCAGUGAUGCUACAGAAAAAAAAUGAAAAUUUGUCUCCACGAACUGACAUGUGGUGUUUUAUUUAUAAUAUUGAUAAUAGUUACAUGCUUUAAGUUAGAGACAAUUUUAACAAACUGAUCAUGACACAAAUACAGAGAUCGCCUGCUUUUAAAUUGAGGUCGAAGAAAAAUUUCAACCCCUGACGUUAAGAUAAAAUAGCUAUUCAUCAUCGAUAAUAAUGUUAGUAAAUUUCUAAAAGAAAAAAAAACUUUGCGAAAUGCAUGUCGAUAGACCGUUUAGCAUGACUAAGUUGCUAUCUUUACGCGUGAGGAAAUGACAUAUUUUCCAAACAGAAGGAAAUCUGGUAUUUCAUUAAUACCUACCUAAAUAGAGGAUAUCCGGCAUCGCCCCCGGUGACUAUGCAUUUUUUGAGAGCUAUAUCAACACGAAAUGAUAAAGUUGCAUGUAAAA